Elaeis guineensis (African oil palm) is the source of this 5133-nucleotide messenger RNA. RefSeq names its product serine/threonine-protein kinase VPS15. Lineage: Eukaryota; Viridiplantae; Streptophyta; Magnoliopsida; Arecales; Arecaceae. Gene Ontology annotation, molecular function: protein serine/threonine kinase activity; ATP binding; protein binding. Gene Ontology annotation, cellular component: phosphatidylinositol 3-kinase complex, class III, type II; phosphatidylinositol 3-kinase complex, class III, type I; late endosome. Gene Ontology annotation, biological process: late endosome to vacuole transport; autophagy of peroxisome; macroautophagy. The record is from RefSeq and is a predicted model, not a curated record.
GUGAAGAGAAGCAAAGAUGCCUUCGUCGGUUCGCUGCGGUUUCGCGUGCGUCCUGUGUCCCCCAAGCCGAAAGAAACCCCGCACAGGAGGAGAAGAAGACGGCGAGAGCGAACCAGAGACGAGAAGAAGCGGACAAACCUGAUCCCUUUCUCCUCCGAAUGACGACCGUGUGAAAACCCUCAAUCUAAUCUUGUCUUACCCUCCGAUCCAUGCUCGAUCUUCACCCGCGAAGACGAAAGCCCAGCGGAGGAGGAGAGCCAGGGGAUGGGGAACAAGAUCGCGCGAACGACCCAGGUGUCGGCAUCGGAGUACUACCUCCAUGACCUGCCCUCCUCCUACAACCUGGUUCUCAUCGAGGUCCUCGGCCGCGGCCGCUUCUUUAAAUCCAUCCUCUGCAAGCACGACGAGGGUCUCGUCCUCGUCAAGGUCUACUUCAAGCGUGGCGACCCUCUCGAUCUCAAGGAAUAUGAGAGGAGGUUGGCACAGAUCAGGGAUAUCUUCCAAACCGUUCAAAACCCCCAUGUCUGGCCCUUCCAGUUCUGGCUAGAGACGGAUAAGGCGGCUUACCUCUUGAGGCAGUAUUUCUUCAGCAACCUUCAUGACCGGCUGAGCACAAGGCCCUUCCUCAGUCUCAUCGAGAAGAAAUGGCUUGCUUUUCAGUUACUCUGUGCGGUGGAGCAGAGCCACAAUAAGGGUGUUUGCCAUGGUGAUAUCAAGUGUGAGAAUGUUCUUGUCACCUCUUGGAAUUGGCUGUACCUUGCGGACUUUGCAUCUUUCAAGCCAACUUACAUACCAGAUGAUGACCCUUCAGAUUUCUCAUUUUUCUUUGAUACUGGAGGGAGGAGGCGUUGUUAUCUUGCACCUGAAAGGUUUUAUGAGCAUGGAGGUGAGACACAAGUUGCACCAGAUGCACCCUUAAAGCCAUCAAUGGAUAUCUUCUCUCUGGGGUGUGUUAUUGCUGAACUCUUCCUCGAGGGGCAACCACUGUUUGAGUUAUCCCAGCUGCUUGCGUAUCGCCGAGGGCAGUACGAUCCUUGCCAACACCUUGAAAAGAUACAAGAUACUGGGAUCCGGAAGAUGAUACUUCACAUGAUUCAGUUAGACCCAGAGUCAAGGCUGUCGUGUGAAAGCUAUUUGCAAAGUUAUGCAUCUGUUAUAUUCCCAAGUUAUUUCUCACCAUUCCUGCAUGGAUUCUUUUCCUGGUUGAUUCCUCUUGAUUCAGAUUCAAGGGUUGCAGUGACACAGAAUGCUUUUCACAAGAUACUUGAGUACAUGACAAGCAGUAGAUCAACUGAGGAAAUUGUUUCUGAGUCAUCCACAGGUCCCAAACUCAUUAAUAAUGAACCUUUUCAGCAGAUGGAAGGUGGGAGAAGAAGCAUGAAUUCAACCAGGGGUUCUGUGAAGAAUAAAGGAGAGUUAGAAAAAGGCCUAGCUUGUGACCACCUUGUUGGAGAUAUCACUUCUCUUCUCAGGGAAGUAGAACAAGGAUACCAUCAUUCACAUACAAAGGCUGCACAGGAAGGUGUACCAUAUGCUGUUGCAAACUGCUCCCAUACAAACUCUGCUUUGUCUACACAACAAUUAAAGCACUCAAGGCAGCAAAAUUUAAGAGAUUCCAAGGGGUGCAGGGAGCGAGAAACACCACUUUUGAGAAAAAUUCUGAAAAGCGACCUAAAUUCUUUAAUGGCUGGAUAUGAUAGUCAGUCGGAUACAUAUGGAAUGCCCUUUUCUCCAAGGACUGAAUGUCAAAUGAGAUGUGAAGGUAUGGUCCUAAUUGCAUCCUUACUGUGCUCAUGCAUACGGAGUGUUAAGCAGCCACAGCUGAGAAGAGGCGGUAUACUUCUGCUGAAGGCAUCUUCCUUGUACAUUGAUGAUGAAGAUCGCUUGCAACAUGUACUUCCCUAUGUUAUUGCAAUGCUUUCUGAUCCCGCAGCAAUUGUGCGUUGUGCUGCUCUGGAAACAUUAUGUGAUAUUUUACCUCUUGUCCGAGACUUCCCUCCUAGUGAUGCAAUGAUAUUUCCUGAGUAUAUUCUUCCAAUGCUAUCAAUGCUUCCUGAUGAUCCAGAGGAAAGUGUUCGGAUUUGUUAUGCUAGCAACAUAUUUAAGAUUGCUCUAACUGCCUACAGAUUCUUAAUUCAAUCUCGGAGUUUAGCUGAUGUAGGAUCUGUUGAUAAAUCCAGUCUAACUCAUAAGUUACAAUCGCUUGCUACAGAGUCACCAAGAAAAAAGCAUAAUGACAAAACUGUCACUCAACUUUCACAGUUGAGGAAAUCUGUAGCUGAAAUUGUGCAAGAACUAGUGAUGGGAGCAAAGCAAACUCCAAAUAUACGUCGAGCUCUCCUGCAGGAUAUUGGUCAUUUAUGUUACUUCUUUGGUCAUCGGCAAAGUAAUGACUUCUUGCUGCCCAUCCUCCCAGCGUUUCUUAAUGAUAGAGAUGAGCAGUUGCGGGCAGUUUUUUAUGGGCAGAUAGUUUUUGUCUGCUAUUUUGUUGGUCAAAGAAGUGUUGAGGAAUAUCUUUUGCCUUAUAUUGAACAGGCGCUUAGUGAUGAUAUGGAGGCUGUCAUUGUUAAUGCAUUGGAAUGCUUGUCCUUGCUAUGCAAAAGUGGUUUCCUAAGAAAGAGGAUACUUCUGGCAAUGAUUGAGAAAGCAUUUCCCUUGCUGUGUUAUCCAAUCCAGUGGGUGAGAAGGUCAGCUGUUGCUUUUAUUGCAGCAAGUAGUGAAAACUUAGGACCUGUAGAUUCUUAUGUGUAUCUUUCUCCAGUUUUGCGCCCUUUCUUUCACAGAGAGCCAGCUUCUUUAUCUUCUGAGACAUCUCUCCUAUCAUGCCUCAAGCCUCCAGUCUCGAAAGUGGUUUUCUAUCAAGUUCUGGAGAAUGCAAGGAGUUCUGAUAUGUUGGAAAGACAGAGAAAGAUAUGGUAUAACUCAUCCACCUAUUCAAAUCAGUGGGAAACUAUUGAACACACUAGAAGGGCAACAGGAGAUCGGAAUUCCAGGAAGACUUCUGGUAAUAAAGAAUUCAGUGCUCAAGGUGGCAGAUAUGCCAGUAGUGUGACACAGAAUGCAUCUCUACCUGUUGGUGAAGAUGUUGCCAAAUUGAGAACAGGAAAUUCUUUCCAGAAUGCCUCUGGCACACUGGAUAUUAGAGAUUCUUUUUCUUCUGAUAAGUUGCAAUUUUCUGGCUUCAUUUCUCCACAUGUCACUGCUGGAAAUAGUUCCCUUUGUGAUGGACCAUCUGAAGGCAUACCAUUGUAUUCCGUUUGCAUGGAUAAGCGUGCAGUGGGAGCAGCAUCUGUAGGUUCAGAGUCUUCAUUGCAAUUGAAUUCUAAAGGAGCAGCUGCAUCAUGCAUGCCUUGGUUGGAGUCUGUUAACAAGCCAUUUGGGUUGUCAAGUUCAGUUCCACCUAAGCUUGUUUCAGGCUCUUUCUUCAACAUGAGUAAGAACUCCAUGCAGGUCCCAAAACCAGUGCAAGAUCCAGAGGGUAAGGACAGUGAUCAAUCUGCUUAUGUCACCAGCAGGUUUCAGGAUGUCACAGUUUAUGAUACUCUGAAGGGCAGCUCAUCUAUGACUGGAGAUGAUAGCUCAGUGUCAGAUGUAACUGGCCUGCCUUCCUUUGCCAGAACAUCAUCUGUUCCAGACACAGGAUGGAAGCCUCGUGGAGUCUUAGUGGCACAUCUCCAGGAGCACCGCUCUGCUGUGAAUGACAUAGCUAUAUCAAAUGACCACACCUUUUUUGUAAGUGCAUCAGAUGACUCCACUGUGAAAAUAUGGGAUACUAGAAAGUUGGAAAAGGACAUCUCAUUCCGGUCUAGGUUAACUUAUCCGCUGGAUGGCAGUCGGGCUUUAUGCACGACUAUGCUUUGUGGGACUGCACAAGUAGUUGUUGGAGCAAGUGACGGGACCAUACACUUGUUCUCUGUUGAUUACAUAUCAAGAGGGUUGGGCAGUGUAAUUGAAAGGUACUCUGGUAUUGCUGAUAUCAAGAAGAAAGAUAUUGGAGAAGGUGCAAUUUUAAGUCUCUUAAACUGCUCUACUACUGAUAGCUUUAUCAGUCAGACUGUUCUAUUCAGUACCCAACAUUGUGGAAUUCAUCUCUGGGAUACUAGGAUGAAUUUAGAAGCAUGGAAAUUUAAAGCUGUACCUGAGGAGGGAUACAUAUCUUCUCUUGUGAUGAGUCAAUGUGGGAAUUGGUUUGUAUCAGGGUCGUCAAGGGGCGUGCUUACUUUGUGGGAUUUGAGGUUUCUUUUGCCUGUUAACUCAUGGCACUAUUCUUUGGCAUGCCCUGUAGAGAAAAUGUGUUUGCUAGUCCCACCAUCAAACUCCAUGUCUCCUAUGGCAAGACCAUUAGUUUAUGUUGCUGCUGGCUGCAAUGAAGUUUCCCUCUGGAAUGCAGAGAAUGGGAGCUGCCACCAGGUAUUCAGAACAGCAAGUGGUGAGAGUGAAGCUGAAAUGUCCAAUGUCCCUCAGGCACUAGCAAGGUCUCCUUACAAGCCUACUUGUAAACAAGAUGUGAAACGAAAUGCCAGCUCCAAAUAUAGAAUUGAUGAGUUGAACGAACCUGCCCCUCGUCUUCCUGGUAUCCGCUCAUUGCUUCCUUUGCCUGGGGGAGAUCUGUUGACCGGAGGAACAGACUUGAAGAUACGCUAUUGGGACCAUACCAGCCCUGAUAGAAGUUACUGCAUCUGUGGUCCAUCAACGAAGGGUAUCGGGAAUGAUGAGCACUACGAUAUAAGAUCUAGUUUUGGGGUUCAAGUUGUGCAGGAGUUGCAUAAACGGCCUGGGGCUGCUAAAUUGACUCAGAAGGCUCUCCUUGCUGCGGCUGCCACCGACUCUGCUGGCUGUCAUCGUGACUCUGUGCUCUCAUUGGCCUCUGUCAAGUUAAACCAGAGGCUGUUGAUAUCCACUAGCAGAGAUGGUGCUAUUAAGGUUUGGAAAUAGAGAAAGAUACGCAAGCUUGUAAAGCUUGAUUUGUACAUAUGUGGUUGAAUCAAAUGAAAAGAUGGAUCUUCCAAUGUAAAGUUGCAUAAGUAAUUUAUACAAAAGUAUAGUUUUUUCAUAGUUCUUUAGUCUUUCCUUUUUUACCUUGAUGUACAAGACAACAUUUAUUUCAUCAGUGAAAUGUUUGAGAUAGAUUAA